Molecule: messenger RNA, 2700 nt
Organism: Sus scrofa (pig)
Lineage: Eukaryota; Metazoa; Chordata; Mammalia; Artiodactyla; Suidae
Source: RefSeq, a predicted model, not a curated record
GAGCUGUAGCUGCCGGCCUUACACCACAGUCACGGCAACAUGGGAUCCUUAACCCACUGAUCUGGGCCAGGGAUCCAAUCCACAUCCUCAUGGAUACUAGUCGGGUUUGUUACCACUGAGUCACUGCGGGAACACCAAUAUCUCCCUCCUUUGAAUUCCUAUGAUGUGAUAGACUGUAUAUCCAUCUAUCCAGCUCCCUUCAGGCCAUCAUGGGACACUUGACCUUAUAUUUGUAUGAGUGGCUACCGUUUUUCCUUUUGGACUGGAAAUUCUGUGAAGUCACAAUUCACAGUUCACAUUGUAUUUGCCAUGCGCAUGGCACAUAGACUUGCAGAUAGUACAUGCUUAGUGAAGAUAUUUGAGUGAGCUAGUACAUUCAUCCUUGGGAAUAAAUCAUUGCAUGGAUUAAGGUAUUGCUAGCUGCAACAACAGUCCCCGACAUUUUAGCAAUGUAACUACUUUUUGGGGGGUUACUAGUGAAGGUGCACUUUCAUUGACCACUUGUAUUUUUCUGUAAGGAAUUAUCUGUUCUUUAAUAAACACUCCCUCAGAGUUCCCUUUCUUAUUGAUAUUGAACUAUCUUUGUCUACAAAAGAAAUUACAUUCUUCUGUUGUUUAUGUCAUCAUUUGAAAAGUUAUUCUGGGAGCUUCUGGCCAGUGUGGCAGAGGAAGCUGACAUGGAAGAAAUGCCAUUCUGCUUCUGUAUAUUUCAAAUGCUGGGUACAGUGUAUUAGCAGAAUUUAUGGCCAUGUGGCUGAGCUAGGACCCAAGAGGAGGAAAUCCCCAGGUGCCGGAGAUGAAGGGCUGCUCACACAGGGAGGCACUGUGGAGCAUCUGCGGAGAGCUGGAAGUCACAAAGGAGCACUGUUCCAGUUACCAUGGCUGCAUAACAAACUUCUCCCAAACUUAGUGGUGCAAAACAACCAUUUAUUGUGCUCAUGGGUUCUGUGGGGCAGUGCAGGAACUCGGACAGGGCACGGCAGGGACAGCUCGGCUCUGCCUCACCAUGUCUUGGACCUUAGAUGGAAGAUUGGAAGGCUUGGGGCCAGAAUCACCUGCAGGCUCAUUCGCUGCUAUGUCUGGUGGUUGGUCCUGGCUGUGGACCACAACCUUGGCUGUGGAUGUUAGAUGGACCCUUUCUACGAUGGCCUCUUCCUGUCACUUAGCUUCCUCCCAAAAUGGUGGCUAGAUUUCAAGGGUGAGUGGAGGAGAGAGAGGAGAGAACCACUGGAAAUCAUCUUUUACGACCUAUCGUUGAAAAUCAGUGUCAACAUCACAUUAAGGGAAGCACACGUGGCAAUGGAUAUGUACUAGUACAUCCUUCUUUGGAAGACACAACCUGCCAUAGGUACCUUGACACAGAGACGAUAACUAGAAAAACACCUACCGUUGGCCCAAGGAGGCUGCAAGGAAGUUUGUCAUCCCCUUGCAAAAAAAGAGUCAGCUGCUAGACAUUUGAGUGUCAAACCCUGCACCAGCUCAAGAGUGAGGUCUGAAUGCUCAUUACUGCAUGAUUCAGGGACCACAGUCUCAGAAAUUGGCAUAUUCACUGGUCUGAUACCUCUGAAACCCAAGACCAGGCAGAGAGCAAAGGGAAGCAUAUGCAGAAAUGUGAAAGUUUCCAUCGCUCAGGGAACACUGGAGUCCUGCAGAUAGCAAUCUCUCUAAAGAUGAGCUCACAGUCAAAGACUGAAAAUAAUGUUACGAAAUGAACUACAAAGGACACUUGACAGAUGCAGCAGAUGGGAGAUUUUUACUGCAAAACCAAAAAGAAUAGACAUCUUGGAAAAAUGUUUAUAAUACUCAAGGAGACGAAGGAAUGGAAACCAUAAGGCAAGAAUGGGUCAGUAGGAAUAAGAACAGAAGAGUUCCCUGGUGGCCUAGCAGCAUCUCACUUUCAUCAGCAUUGUUGAAAGAAGAAGAAAAAAUGCCAGUACUAUCUCCUGAGAUCAAAUUUGAGCCUUCUAAUGUCACCAGAAAUUCCAUUGACAGUUGUUUUCUUUUUGAGAGCAGUUGGAGGAAAGCAAUUUUAGAAACACAAAAGAUGAGGAAAGAAUAUACCACGGCAUUUGGUCUAGAAGACUUCAAAGAAUGUGUCAAAAUGCCAUUUUUACCAGGAUUGCAAAAUUGCCAAAAAAGUGUCAGUUCCACUCCGCUAGAUGUUCAUAAAAGACUCCUGCGGGCUGAUACUGAGAUGCCUCCUGUCAGCCAUUCUAGUGAGAAUAUGACGAGUAACCUACAAGUAUUUUAUUCUCCCCUUCAUAUCACACAACGCCCUGUGAAAGAACAGUCUUGGCAAAGCAGGAUAAAGAAGACUAAGCCAACAUGCACUGUGACACCUCUUCAGGAGAAAUCAAAAGGUCUCUUAAGGCAUUCUAAUUCCUCUUCAAUCAAUUUUGGCUCAGGCUUCAGUGAUCCUCUGGCUGGAGCACCAUCUCAAUACUUACAGAGACUUUCCAGAAUGGCCAUUUUGGAGUAUGAUACUAUUCGUCAAGAAACAACCCGAAAAUCAAAAAAGGGCAAGAAACGAGAACUGCGAGACUGCUGAUUAUCAUAUGGUGUAAUGCUUUCUUCACCGACGUUUAUGGUUUAUGUUUUUUUCUUUCCUUUUUUCUUUUCUUUUUUGAUAUAUGAUGUGCAAUGAUUUAUGUAAAAAUGGAACUGUAAAUAGGAAAUAAAUAUUUUCUGUUAUAUACAGAA